This is a messenger RNA of Alosa sapidissima (American shad), 3864 nucleotides long. RefSeq names its product solute carrier organic anion transporter family member 1C1-like. NCBI's taxonomy places the organism in Eukaryota, Metazoa, Chordata, Actinopteri, Clupeiformes, Clupeidae. The transcript has 16 exons. Gene Ontology annotation, cellular component: membrane. Gene Ontology annotation, molecular function: protein binding. The record is from RefSeq and is a predicted model, not a curated record. The coding region runs from base 506 to 2614 and encodes 702 amino acids. Gene Ontology annotation, biological process: sodium-independent organic anion transport; transmembrane transport.
UAGUUCUGUAGCGCUGUCACGUGUUAGCGCAAGUGCUACAAGCGCUGUCAGACACUAACCAAGACCUCCAACUGCCUCCUGCGGUUGCUGCGGUGUAACCACACAAAUUGACGUCAACGAGCGAACUAUCCAGUUGAAACCUUGGUGAAUUGAUCACCGACGAUGCUAAGAAUUGUACAGGACUAUCGUAAGACAGCCCACCUUCAAGACGAUGAACAGAUACUCCUCAUCUUUAUUGAAAAGUUAGAAUGAAACACAUAAGCAUCCACAGCGUGCGCUGUAGAUAGGCUACUAGAGCGGCAACAUACCCGAAUCAGUCUCGGAGCUGUAAAGGCUGACCGACGCGCUCAUCGUCCUCGGAACUGGUGUCACAGGCUACAUCACACUAACAAUGUGCCUCCAGGAUGAUCCGUUUCUCCUGAAAGAUUUCUAAAAGUGCACCUCCAUACCAAAGCAUUUCAUCAGAGAAGUAGUGUCCAAAGAAAGCGGUAUCUCUCUGUGCGGGAUGGACACAGCCAAGGGGAGGUGGGCGCCCGAAAGCAGCCCCUCGCCCCCCAGAGCCCGGACUUCCUGCUGUCCCAGUCUGAAGAUAUUCCUCAUGGCCUUGUCCUUCGCAUACUUUGCCAAGGCGUUAUCUGGAAGCUAUAUGAAGAGCACAAUUACUCAGUUGGAAAGAAGAUUUGACAUUCCCAGUUAUUUGAUCGGCGUCAUAGACGGCAGCUUUGAGAUAGGUAAUCUGCUAGUGAUUGCCUUUGUAAGUUACUUUGGGGCCAAGCUUCACCGCCCAAAGAUCAUCUCAACUGGCUGUCUCCUCAUGUCACUGGGGACGUUCCUGAUUGCUAUGCCUCAUUUUAUCAUUGGCCGCUACAAGUUUCAGACAUCCGUAAGACCAGCCAUGAACACAUCAAGUUACCUCUCAGGAUACUGUCCAGCAAGCACACCUGAGCCCAUUCAGACAGGCAGCAGCCCCUCAGUAGUGCCCUCUGUUGGCUGUGAGAGGGAGUCCAGCCUCUCCAUGUGGGUGUAUGUCCUCCUGGGGAAUGUGCUGCGGGGCAUCGGUGAGACGCCCGUGCAACCACUGGGCAUCUCCUACAUCGACGAUUACGCCCACGCUGAAAACACAGCCCUCUAUAUAGGCUGUGUGCAGACUAUAGCCAUCAUUGGUCCAGUGUUUGGAUACCUGCUGGGAUCUCUCUGUGCUAAAAUAUAUGUGGAUGUGGGAUUUGUUGACAUGGACACCAUCACCAUCACCCCUAGCGAUGCGCGGUGGGUGGGAGCCUGGUGGCUAGGCUACCUGAUCGCAGGGGUCAUCACCCUGGCCUCGGCCGUGCCCUUCUGGUUCCUGCCCCGGGCGCUGCCGCCCCCGCAAGACCAGCACAAUGACGACAGCCCCCUGGAGCAGGCCAGCUUCCUGAAGGACGCCCCCACCAUCAAGCACAAGUACAUGCCAGACGAGCUCGCCAACUUCCACGAUAUGGCUAAAGAAUUCCUCCCUACAUUGAAGAGCCUGCUUGGUAAUCCUGUGUAUUUGACAUAUCUUUGUGUGACCAUCAUCCAGUUCAACUCGCUCAUUGGUAUGGUCACGUACAAGCCCAAAUACAUCGAGCAGCAUUAUGGACAGUCUGCCUCCAAAGCCAACUUUCUGAUGGGCAUCAUCAACAUCCCAGCCGUGGCCCUUGGAAUGUUCCUGGGGGGCGUCAUUAUGAAGAAGUUCAAGUUCGGCAUCCUGGCCGCCGCCAAGUUCGCCUUCGGGACCUCGUUGCUGGGCUACUUUCUCUCGCUGUUCUUCUUCGCCAUGGGCUGUGAGAACGCCAAGGUGGCAGGCGUAACGCUGUCAUACUCUGGCGAGGAUGUCUUGUCUUACAACGAGAGGUUUCUAUUCACCAACUGCAACUCAGCGUGCAUGUGCUCCGGGAAGGACUGGGACCCCGUAUGUGGAGCAGACGGCAUUACGUACGUCAGCCCCUGUUUGGCCGGCUGCACAGCCUCCAACGGAUCUGGGAAGGAGACGGUGUUUGAACACUGCAAAUGCAUCGGCACCGCUGGACCAGGUGCCCAGACCGGCAACCUGACAGCCAUUUUGGGCCACUGCCCCCACCGUAGCAGCUGUGACAGCAUCUUCCCCUACUUCCUGGGCCUGUCAGUCAUCACUUCCUUCAUCAUCUCCCUGGGGGGAACCCCUGGCUAUGUGCUGCUCAUCAGGUGCAUUAAGCCGCAGCUGAAGUCUCUCGCACUGGGGCUCUACACACUUUCCACUCGGACCCUCGCUGGAAUACCUGCCCCCAUCUAUUUUGGUGCCAUUAUUGACACCACCUGCUUGAAGUGGGGACAGAAACGAUGUGGUGGCCGUGGGGCGUGCCGAAUAUACAACACAUCAGCCUACAGGAUAGUGUAUCUGGGCCUGACGCUGGGUUUGCGGACCGUCUCCUUCUUCCUGUGCAUCCUGGGCUUCGUGCUGCUGAGGCGGCACGUGCGACGCGAGGAGCAGCAGGCGGCGCUGACCAAUGGCGGUGCAGAGACCGAGUGCCUCAGGAAGGAGGAGAACCACACGCUGCACUGCGAGCAGCUCCUGCGGACGCUGGACUGCAACCCCGACCGGGAGACGCGGCUGUGAUGGUCAGCACGGUUGCCACUCGUCCAUGUAAAUCUGUUUUUUUGGGGGGGGGUUUGUCUGUAUGUUUAUUUUUUGUUUGUUUGUUUCUUUAAAAAAAGCCAGUGGCCAUUCUGUACACACGCAGAGCAAACAUUUUAUAUAUUUGUACCAGACCCUUGUAGAUUUAUGUGAAAUAAACAAACAGUGUUUUUAAAAUGUGAUUGAAAUUCUUGAAUGUACUGUAUAUGCUGUGUUUUUCAAUGGAUUUACUGCCUAUUUUUUUAGCAAACAAUUAAUAACGUUAUUUGUUUGUUUUUGUUUUGAGUAUUUUGUAAAUGUGUUUGGUGUAGAUGCUGAUGUUUUUUAUAUUUGGAAGACAGUGUACAGGGUAUAGUGUUUACUAAACUUACUAAAGAUGCUCUGUUUUUUUUUUACUUGGGUAUGUUUCUUUCAAAGAUACAAUUCAUGCAAUAGUCUGCCAAAUAUCUCCUUACCAUGUAGGUCAUAGUCUGUAACUGCUUUUCCAGUGUUUCAAAGUCUUAAAUGGGGUAUUAACACCAACAAGCUUAACAGGACAAGAGUAAACUGGGUGAGUCAUAGCUACUCUCUAAUCUAAACACACAAAUUACAUCUGGCAAUGGAGACACAAAAUGCUAAAAUUACAUUGGAUGUCUUCUCAUUCAGCCAACACCGUAUGCUUAGCUCAAGAAUAUUAGCUAGCGGUGUGAGAGGUUCAUAACUUUUAAUGUCGGGGUGGGAGGUUUGGGUCUGUUUACACUGAUUUAUAAUUGGGAGCAUUCUCCUAUAUUAUGAUGAUGCUUACUGGUGUGUUCCCAUUUAGCCCUUUGGCAAACACUGGUAAAGCUUGGAGCAUUAUUAGUAACAAUAAGACAACCUUUGAAGUAUUGCUACAUGUACGUGUGUGUGUGUGUGCGUGCGUGCAUGUGUGCCUGCGUGUGUGUGAUGGAGAGAGAUUGAGAAAGAUGUACAAUGCGAUGUAAUCAACAUGCACUAACAGCUCAGGAAUCCAGUUCAUUUUCCUGUAUAAACACUACUGUUAGCUAUUAUGGGAUGGUUUUGCUUCAUCUCAGCUCCAACAAGAAACUAAAUAUCUUGACAUUACUAUCUUGUCAGGAUUUGCCUAGCAAAGAUCUCUUUACAUAUUAUAUACACAUACACAUAUUGUACACACAUACACAUAUUAUACACUGCAACAUGAGUGAGGUUCAUAACACAAGACAUAAUAGCUUUACAGGGCAUUUUAAUGUAUG